CAAGGCUGCGAGUCCAGCCUCUUUGCACUGGGAUUGAUGCCUUUGGUGGCUUUUUGGUGAGCAGGACGCAGCAGGACAGCAGGACAUCAGCCUCAGCCCAUAGGAAUACUCAGCUUCUCACCUCAGCAGAGAAAUCACACAAUAAUCUGAUUUAAAAUAAAGGGAUUUACUUGCUAACACCAUCACUGUCUACAAAGAAGUCAACUUUCUCUUUUCUUCCACGGGUGUAGUACAUUUUUUUAGGCAGUCAUGUCCAGGCGAAAGGUGAGAGGUCUGACCCGUACGGGCCGCCAGGUCAGCGAGGACCCAGACCUGGACAACCUGCUGUCCACUCUCUCCCCUGAGGAGAUGGAGGAGCUGGAGAAGGACAUGAUGAAGGUGCCAGACCUCAACCCAGAAGAUGGGAAGAUCAUCUUCCAAGGAGAGAGCCAAGCUGGGCAGCCACCAACGAGCAACAAUGUCCGGGACGCGACAACACGCAGUGACGCCAAAGGGAGGCUCAGUCAGAAGGAACCAUCAUUUGAGGGUGAGUCAAAGAAAGAGAGUCGAAAGCAGGAAUACCUGAGGAAGAUGGGCCUCAGCCAGGAGGGGAACGACGACAUUAAAGCAGGAAUGCAAAAACAAGCUGGUGUCUCAAGUGAAAGAGAUGUCAAGGUGGAAAACAGAAACAGCAAAGGUCCCGAAAGUUCGAAAGAGGAGCAAAUUUGGCGUGCAAGUAGAAACUGGAGGCAGGAAAGCAGAGAGAGCGACGUGAAAGACGAGGCCAACGAAAAGGAGAAAUAUGAGGACAAUAGGUUAAGGGACAGAAGAGAAAAUAGAGACAGCAUCGGGAGCAAAACAAAGAACAUGAUUUCCAAGUUACAGGAAAAAAAGGAUGACAGCAAAGAGAAGGAAAAGAAGGAAGACUGCAGGAAAAGAGAUGACAGCAAAACCAAAGAUAUAAUCUCAAAGCUAAGAGAAAAAAGCGAGAAGGACUCAGGCAAGGAAAGGGAGAGGAAAUCCGAGAGUAUCAGGACACAAGGGCUGGUCUCUAAAAUGGUUAAGCAGAGCAAGGUAUCAGAAAGCCAGACUGAAGAGUGCAAAUCAGAGGAGAAGAAGCCUAAAGCAGAGGAGAAAAAAACGACAGACAAAAACAAACUCGAGCGACAACCAUCCGAGAAGGGCGAGGUGCAGGUGAAACAUGACAAAGCAGAGAAAAGAACAGAUAGAGAAGAGUUGGUUAAUCACAGUGACCACGUGAAAGAGAAAGAUAAGAAGGUAAACAACGAGAAGAAAGCCGAGGAGAAAAAGGAAAAAGAGGAAGAGAGGAAAGUUAAAAAAACUGAAGGAACUGAGAAACUUGGUAACUGUGUUGCCAAAAAUAGCCCCAACAGCAAGGCGAAGGAGCAAACGGAAGAGGAGGAAGACUCGAGCAUGUUUGAUGAGCUGAUGCAGCAGGUUCGGAGCAACGACCCCACCCUCGCUGAGCUCAACAUUAACAACUCAGAGGUCAUCAAGACCAAAACACUCAUUGAGUUCGCAGAGGCUUUGCACAACAACACCCACAUCAAGACGGUUGCUCUGGCUAAUUGCCGUGCUGACGACCACGUAGCUUACGCCAUUGCCGGCACACUACGAAACAACAAGGCCAUCACCAGCAUCAACCUUGACUCCAACCAUCUCACUGGCAAGGGCAUCCUGUCUCUUAUCCAGGCACUGCAGCACAACGCCACGCUGACUGAGCUCCGCUUCCAAAACCAGCGCCACAUCUGCGGAGGGAAGACUGAGAUGGAGAUGACCAAGAUUCUGAAAGAAAACACCACCCUGCUCAAACUGGGUUACCACUUUGAGCUAGCGGGACCCAGGAUGACCACAACGAACAUACUGAGUCGCAACAUGGACAGACAGAGGCAGAAGCGCCUGCAGGAGCAGAAGCAGGCCCAGGCCAACGGGGAGAAGAAGGGUACACUGGAUGUGCCCAAAUCCGUAGGUGGAGGAUCUCGGAGGAGCUCACCCAAGGCUUCCCCCAAACCGUCUCCCAUUCCUUCACCCAUGCCUUCACCAAAGCUGACUCCUAGAAGAGGACCUGGGGGUCCACCACCACCUCCACCUCCUCCUGGGGGUGGACCGCCACCUCCUCCACCCCCUACGCUGGAUGUAGACCGCUCGGGCGGUAGUAAGAACUCAAGGGACCAACUGCUCGCCUCGAUCAGAGGAAGCGAUAUUAAACAACUGAAGAAGGUGCCGGUGCCAAAGUGGCUGCAGUAAUGUUUCCUGUUGGAAUGUAAAGUGACAUAAAAGAGCGAGGGAGAAAAGACAUCUCACCACUGGGUUUCUACGAGAUAAACUCUACCUUCCUACUGCCGGUUGGAGAGCUGCGCUGUGGGAUGCAUGGAGAAAAUGAAACGUGAGAUGGUUGGAAGAAUAGUCCUCACUAUGAGUUCUCCCCUCAAACACUGGACCAAAAGGACUCUGUGGAGAAUGAGUGAUGUAGGACUCUCUGUAAGAGAGAGUGCCAUGAAUUUGUGGCUGUUUGUCUUACGUUCAUAUUGACGCUUUGCUGGUUAUUUGCACUAGAUAAUAUGAAGCCGAUCAUAUAACAUGUUGGCUUGUAUAUGCAUCUGAAUGUGAGCGUGGUGGGAGAGUGUGACGAGCUUAAUGAGAGAUUCAGAUAACUCUUUAUAAAAUUCUUAUAUACAAAAGUCUAUCAUUGAUAUAGCGAACAUUAAUUUGACCAUUUAUUUAUUUGUGGAGAGGGAAUCCACCUUAUACAUGUCAGUUGUAAAUCUGUUCAAACUGGGAAUUCUGAAAUGACAGAAAUAUCAGGGAAUAAACUACCAUGGCGGCCUGACUUAAGAAAAUCUGAGUAAGACAAAAAAAUAAAAAAUAAAAUUAAGAUCAAGGUGGUCUUUGAUUGUGUGUCUCAUUGUCAAAUCUCAAGACAUCUCAGGCAGGCUUGGAAAGCAGCCCAGUGGGAUCCUGGUGCAUGACAAAGGAUUUUUAGCAUGGAAAUAAUUACAUAAUGCAUUUUUAUCAGGAAGUGCAAAUGGCUGUCCUUCAGUAUCUAAUGUUGUGUUUUGUACAGAAUCAUUCUAGCCUGGGUGUUUGAACAUCUUACUUAACUUUUCUGUAAUACAGCUACAUGUCUUAACUGUAGGGGGGUUUGGAAACCUGUUACAGGCCUAAAUCAACCCUCUGGUGGAUUACUGCCGUACUUUUAAGUGAAUGUCAUUUCUAAAGGAAAUUCAUUGUGAUGAACAAAAAUCAGAGUGGUGCAAUGAAGGACACACAUGUCUUGUUACACAUGUCUUUUUUACGGAGCCUGUAUGUCUUCAAUAAAAGAUUCUGAUAUGUU
Molecule: messenger RNA, 3334 nt
Organism: Stegastes partitus (bicolor damselfish)
Lineage: Eukaryota; Metazoa; Chordata; Actinopteri; Pomacentridae
Gene: lmod1b
Product: leiomodin 1b (smooth muscle)
Exons: 3
Coding region: 250-2247 (665 amino acids)
Biological process (GO): pointed-end actin filament capping; muscle contraction; myofibril assembly
Cellular component (GO): cytoskeleton; myofibril; striated muscle thin filament
Molecular function (GO): tropomyosin binding; actin binding
Source: RefSeq, a predicted model, not a curated record